This is a messenger RNA of Schistosoma turkestanicum, 585 nucleotides long. The record is from the annotation of a GenBank genome assembly. NCBI's taxonomy places the organism in Eukaryota, Metazoa, Platyhelminthes, Trematoda, Strigeidida, Schistosomatidae.
UGUGGAAGUUGGAUACGUGUUCGAAUUCAACGUAUGGAACCAGAUCUUUAUGAUAUUGGAGGAAAUGCAGAUGAAGCUCGUUCUUUACAUGAAAUACAUGAACAUUUAUGUGCUAAAUUAGCGUCAAAACAAGAACAAAUAUCAGAACUUUUAUCCAGAGCUGAUGAUUUGGUUACACAACAAACAUCAGAUAAUCAAAGUCAAGUAUAUGCAGCAAUGUCAGAAUCGCUGAAUCGUGCUUGGCGUGAUUUACUCGGUAUAUUAACACAACGUGGAAGAUUAUUAGAUUUAGCUAUGGAAUGCUUUAAUUCAGCUGAAAAUGUUAUUCAACAAGCUGAAAGAGUUAAGCAUUUAUGCAUUACUAGUAGUUGGGGUCAUGAUGUUAAUUCCGUUCGUCAUUUAAUUGAAUCGAGUAGUAGUAGUAGUAGUAGUAGUAGUAGUAGUAGUAGUAGUAGUAGUAGUAGUAGUAGUAGUAGUAGUAGUAGUAGUAGUAGUAGUAGUAGUAGUAGUAGUAGCAGUAGUAGUAGCAGUAGUAGUAUUUAUCGAACUGAAACCUUAGAAAAAACGCCUUUUUUUCAUUUUGAG